UUGCCGCCGCCGCGGAGCCGGAGGACCAAAGUUUGGCGGGGUGCUGCGAGCGGGCCCGGGGCGCACCUUCCCGCGCGCUCCUGGCUGCCCGGCGCUUGGAGCCUGUCGGCGGGGACUGGCGGGACGCAGCAUGGCCCGCGAGUCGGAGGAAACGGAACCAGCGGCGCCGGCCGCCCUGUCCCGCCGCAGUCCCGGCUGCCCUGGCUGGCCCCGGGCUCCGCGGCCGCCGCUCGGGCUGCUCUGCCUGGUGGCGUGUUGGCUCCUGGGCGCUGUGGCCCACGCCGACUUCUCCAUCCUGGACGAGGCGCAAGUGCUGGCGAGCCAGAUGAAGAGGCUGGCGGCCGAGGAGCUGGGGGUCGUGACUAUGCAGCGGAUAUUCAACUCCUUGGUAUACACGGAGAAAAUCUCGAAUGGAGAAGGAGAAGUUCAGCAGCUAGCCAAGAAAAUCCGUGAGAAGUUCAACCGUUACCUGGAUGUGGUCAAUCGGAACAAGCAAGUUGUAGAAGCAUCCUAUACAGCUCACCUGACAUCCCCGCUGACUGCCAUUCAGGACUGCUGCACUAUCCCACCGUCCAUGAUGGAGUUUGAUGGGAACUUUAACACCAAUGUAUCUAGAACCAUUAGUUGUGACCGACUUUCUGCCACUGUGAAUAGCCGAGCCUUCAACCCAGGACGAGACUUAAAUUCAGUUCUUGCAGACAACCUGAAAUCCAACCCUGGAAUCAAGUGGCAGUAUUUCAGCUCAGAAGAAGGAAUUUUCACUGUGUUUCCAGCACACAAGUUCCGGUGUAAAGGCAGCUAUGAGCAUCGCAGUCGACCCAUCUAUGUCUCUACCGUCCGACCGCAGUCCAAGCACAUAGUUGUGAUCCUGGACCAUGGGGCCUCGGUCACCGACACCCAGCUCCAGAUUGCCAAGGAUGCGGCUCAGGUUAUCCUUAGUGCCAUUGACGAACAUGAUAAGAUUUCUGUGUUGACUGUGGCUGACACCGUCAGGACUUGCUCACUAGACCAGUGCUAUAAGACCUUCCUGUCUCCAGCCACCAGUGAGACAAAAAGGAAGAUGUCCACCUUUGUUGGCAGUAUCAAGCCCUCAGACAGUCCCACCCAGCAUGCAGUAGGGUUUCACAGGGCGUUUCAGCUGAUUCGAAGCACCAGCAAUAACACACGUUUCCAAGCAAAGGCCAGCCAGCUGGAGGAGGAUCCAUUUGCUAAGUCACUCACCUUGUUGGCAGAGUCCUUAGAUACAGACAUGGUCAUCAUUUACCUGUCAGCUGGCAUCACUUCAAAGGACUCUUCAGAGGAAGAUAAAAAGGCAACUCUUCGUGUCAUCAAUGAAGAAAAUAGCUUUCUGAACAACUCUGUGAUGAUUCUUACCUAUGCCCUCAUGAACGAUGGGGUGACUGGUUUGAAGGAGUUGGCUUUCCUUAGGGAUCUGGCUGAACAGAACUCUGCAAAGUAUGGCAUCCCAGACCGGACAUCCUUGCCUGUGAUUAAGGGCAGCAUGAUGGUGCUGAAUCAGCUGAGCAACUUGGAGACCACGGUCGGCAGGUUCUACACUAACCUUCCCAACCGGAUGAUUGAUGAGGCUGUCUUCAGCCUUCCCUUUUCUGAUGAGAUGGGAGAUGGUCUGAUAAUGACUGUGAGUAAACCCUGUUACUUCGGAAACCUUCUCCUGGGAAUUGUAGGUGUGGAUGUGAACCUGGCUUACAUUCUUGAAGACGUGACGUAUUACCAAGACUCUUUGGCUUCCUAUACUUUUCUCAUAGAUGACAAAGGAUACACACUUAUGCAUCCAUCUCUUACCAGGCCAUAUUUACUAUCAGAGCCUCCACUUCAUACUGAUAUUAUACAUUAUGAAAAUAUCCCCAAAUUUGAAUUGGUUCGACAAAAUAUCCUAAGCCUCCCUCUAGGCAGCCAGAUUAUCGCAGUUCCUGUGAACUCAUCUCUGUCUUGGCACAUAAACAAGCUGAGGGAGACUGGAAAGGAAGCCUACAAUGUCAGCUAUGCCUGGAAGAUGAUACAGGACACUUCCUUUAUUCUGUGUAUUGUGGUAAUACAACCGGAAAUACCUGUCAAACAACUGAAAAACCUCAACACUGUGCCCAGCAGCAAGCUGUUGUACCACCGACUGGAUCUCCUGGGCCAGCCUAGCGCUUGCCUCCACUUCAAGCAGCUGGCAACUCUAGAAAGUCCAACCGUCAUGCUGUCUGCUGGCAGCUUUUCCUCCCCCUACGAGCACCUCAGCCAGCCAGAGACCAAGCGCAUGGUGGAGCAUUACACGGCCUAUCUCAGCGACAACACUCGCCUCAUUGCUAACCCAGGGCUCAAAUUCUCUGUCAGAAAUGAAGUAAUGGCGACCAGCCACGUCACAGAUGAAUGGAUGACACAAAUGGAAAUGAGCAGCCUGAACACAUACAUUGUCCGCCGUUACAUAGCAACACCCAAUGGCGUCCUCAGAAUUUAUCCUGGUUCCCUCAUGGACAAAACAUUUGAUCCCACUAGGAGACAGUGGUAUCUCCAUGCGGUGGCUAAUCCAGGGCUCAUUUCUUUGACUGGCCCUUACCUGGAUGUUGGAGGAGCUGGCUAUGUUGUGACUAUCAGUCAUACAAUUCAUUCAUCCAGUACGCAGCUGUCUUCUGGGCACACUGUGGCUGUGAUGGGCAUUGACUUCACACUGAGAUACUUCUACAAGGUUCUGAUGGACCUGUUACCUGUGUGUAACCAAGAUGGUGGCAACAAAAUAAGGUGCUUCAUAAUGGAGGACAGGGGUUAUCUGGUGGCUCAUCCAACCCUCAUUGACCCCAAAGGACAUGCUCCUGUGGAACAGCAGCACAUUACUCACAAGGAACCCCUAGUAGCAAAUGAUAUCCUGAACCACCCCAACUUUGUGAAGAAGAACCUGUGCAACAGCUUCAGUGACCGGACAGUGCAGAGGUUUUAUAAAUUCAACACUAGCCUUGUGGGGGAUUUGACGAACCUUGUGCACGGAAGCCACUGUUCUAAAUACCGCCUGGCGAGGAUCCCAGGAACCAAUGCGUUUGUCGGCAUUGUCAACGAGACUUGUGACUCUCUUGCUUUCUGUGCUUGUAGCAUGGUGGACCGUCUCUGUCUCAACUGCCACCGAAUGGAACAAAACGAAUGUGAAUGUCCUUGUGAGUGCCCCCUAGAGGUUAAUGAGUGCACUGGCAAUCUUACCAAUGCAGAGAACAGAAAUCCAAGCUGCGAGGUCCACCAGGAGCCAGUGACAUACACAGCUAUUGACCCUAGCCUGCAAGAUGCUCUGCACCAGUGUGUGAACAGCAGGUGCAAUCAGAGGAUGGAAAGUGGGGACUGUUUCGGUGUGCUGGACUGUGAAUGGUGCAUGGUGGACAGUGACAGAAAGACUCACCUGGACAAAUCCUACUGUGCACCCCAGAAGGAAUGUUUUGGGGGAAUUGUGGGAGCCAAAAGUCCCUACGUUGAUGACAUAGGAGUCAUAGGUGACGAGGUGAUCACACUAAACAUGAUUAAGAGUGCUCCCGUGGGUCCUGUGGCCGGAGGGAUCAUGGGCUGUAUCAUGGUGCUGGUCCUUGCCGUGUAUGCCUACCGCCACCAGAUUCAUCGCCGCAGCCACCAGCAUAUGUCUCCUCUCGCUGCUCAAGAAAUGUCAGUGCGUAUGUCCAACCUGGAGAAUGACAGAGAUGAAAGAGACGACGACAGCCACGAAGACAGGGGCAUCAUCAGCAACACGCGGUUCAUAGCCGCCGUCAUUGAACGCCAUGCACACAGUCCAGAAAGGCGACGGCGCUACUGGGGCCGCUCAGGAACUGAAAGUGAUCAUGGGUACAGCACCAUGAGCCCACAGGAAGAUAGCGAGAACCCUCCGUGCAACAAUGACCCCUUAUCAGCCGGGGUUGACGUUGGAAACCAUGACGAGGACUUGGACCUGGACACCCCUCCUCAGACUGCAGCCCUGUUGAGUCACAAGUUCCACCACUAUCGUUCACACCACCCCACCCUCCAUCACAGCCACCACCUGCAGGCAGCGGUGACAGUGCACACGGUGGAUGCAGAGUGCUAACAAUUCCCCCACCUCCGUGAGCAGAGGAGCCCUGCUGGGAGAUGCAGAAUGUUCCGAGAGGAAAUGAGCCAGUAUAAAAUUCAAAACAGGAGACCCUUCACAUCUGCGUUUGUCCGGUGGUUUAAUAGAUUUGUUGCCUGUUGGCAUGUUUAAAAACAGACACCACAAAGUCCCAUUCGUGAGCAUCUGAAGCUGGUUCUGAAAUGGAGGGGGAAAAGCCUGAUUAAUGGACCUGCCAUAGUGCUAAUGGAAUUGGAAUCCAAGGCGAACCUCCAAACAGAGACGCCACGUGUAAAUGAAGCUGAGCCAGAGGCAUGUUCCCAGGAGCCGGAAUCACUCAACUCCCUUAACUGGAAGAGAGGAACGUCUGCUGAAGCCGAAGCCGGGAAUGUGGCACACCAGACACCACCAGAUGCCACCACCUGCUAGACUGACACGCUCUGGCUUCCAAACGGUACCUGGUCACCACCAUAGCUGAAUGGAACUACCUUAAGCUCUAAAUGAUGCAUCUCAAAAUUUCUAAGUAAAGGAUUAUUUUUCUACUAUUUAUUGAACUUGCAAACAUUCUCAGACUUUAGGGGAAAGGACACAGGAGAAAUUCUCAGCAGUUAACCCUAGCUAUUGUGUGUGAUGACGUGGCUCUUUGAUUGAGAAGUUCUGUUUCUUAUUUAACUGAUGAUCUUCCCGCUGCCCCAUCCUCAAAAUGGGAAAAUGAAGAAGUCUUUCUCUAGCUUGUUUACAUUAUUUCAUGGAAACACACCUUUACCUGUGAUGUAAUGUUCUCUCUCUGGAGGAGCAGAGGGAUCCAAGAUGUCUCUUUAGAAUUCAUUUCCACUUCCCAUACAAUGCUUUUCUUAGGUUUCUACGAAAUCUAGUAUCACCGACCAGCCUUUCAGCUUCAGGAGACUUGAGUCUCCAUGUUUUAAGGACUAUAAAUUUUAAAAUGUCCCAUUUUAACUCCAAGAAUAUUGACCAAAUAAGGGAAGACAUUUUAUAAUUGUGAAAUUGUGGUUCUCAAAGAUUUCUUUGAAAUCAUAGUUAAAAGCUGCUGCCAGUUACCACCAAACUGCUUUGGAUUUAUACAGGGACUAACCAAAUCUGGCUACUUUGACAUGGGGCAUUGUAAUUUCCAAGUAGUGUUCUAAUUACAGUGAUGUAUUUUAGAUUCACAUUUUGUGAUUCAAAUAUGUUAUAAAGACAUUCAUUGCACCGUGUGUGUGGUAAAUCUCCGUUUAUAAGUAGUUGGAAAAAAUUCACUAAAUAAUGUUUUAAUGAUAGGCUAUCAUAUAAUGUAAAAAAAAAUUGGACCUUCAGCAGUACAGAAAGUAAACUAUAUAUGUGCUAUCUGGAAACCCCUUCAUACCGUGUAUAAAACUGCAGUCUAGUGAAAUAAAUUGUAUGCCAUGGACGGUUAUGCCACCGUCAUAUGUUAA
This is a messenger RNA of Nannospalax galili (Upper Galilee mountains blind mole rat), 5493 nucleotides long. It is a transcript of the gene Cachd1, whose product is annotated as cache domain containing 1. The transcript is spliced from 28 exons. The record is from RefSeq and is a predicted model, not a curated record. Lineage: Eukaryota; Metazoa; Chordata; Mammalia; Rodentia; Spalacidae. Bases 131 to 4060 code for a protein of 1309 amino acids. Gene Ontology annotation, molecular function: voltage-gated calcium channel activity. Gene Ontology annotation, cellular component: voltage-gated calcium channel complex.